AUGACUUUAUUGACUGAUGUUUCUCUGCAAGAAUUUGUUUCAGACAGAUGGGUGUGGCUGCCAGACCCUGGUGAGGGUUACUCAGUUCGCGGUUCUUAUCUAUUGUUGACUACAAAGGACAUUCCUCUUGCGGAUCAUGCAGCAUCUUUGAUUUGGCAAAACCAGGUGCCGUCGUUGAAGGUCUCUAUAUUUGCUUGGAGGUUGCUUCGUGAUAGAUUGCCUACUAAAGUGAAUUUGGUCCAAAGAAGGGUGCUAGACACAGAUGCUUCUAUGUGUGUUUCAGAUUGUGGCUUUUGUGAAACGGCGCAACAUUUAUUUUUAUCAUGUGAUACCUUUUCAUCUUUAUGGCCGCUUGUGCGCCAUUGGCUGGGUAUUAUAGGUGUUGACACCAAUGUAGUACUAGAUCAUUUUCUUCAAUUUGUGAACUUGACAGGUGGUGGUAAAGCAACUCGAGCCUUCCUUCAGCUUAUUUGGCUUUUGUGCGUUUGGGUUUUAUGGAACGAGUGUAAUAAUAGGUUCUUCAAUAAUGUUGUCACUUCUAUGCCCAGUGAUUCCUUUGACGCACCUUAUGCUAGAGGAGUUGCUUUUGAUGAUUAA
This is a messenger RNA of Medicago truncatula (barrel medic), 597 nucleotides long. RefSeq lists its product as uncharacterized. The transcript has 2 exons. NCBI's taxonomy places the organism in Eukaryota, Viridiplantae, Streptophyta, Magnoliopsida, Fabales, Fabaceae. The coding region runs from base 1 to 597 and encodes 198 amino acids. The record is from RefSeq and is a predicted model, not a curated record.